UUUGAAGGUGGGGCUAAUGAAGUUUCACAUGGUUUCAUUUUCAACAAAUAUAGUUUUGAAGUCCAUUUAUGAGUCCUGCCAUCUAUACUCCCAUAAUUCUCUCCAGAUCUUAUUAACUGCUUUGUGGUAGUGGACCAGAUGUCUGGGAUUCAGUACCUGGCUUACUUGUGGGUUUUUGUCAUCACACAGACUGGUUUUGUUUGCAGUGAGAUUCACUUCUUGAAGCAGUAUGAGGGUGAAUCCGUUGUUCUUCCCUGUGAGAUUGAACAGAGGUACCCAGCGCCCUGGGGAGUCUACCUCAAACGAUCCUGGCUGGUUAAAGAAGACGUGCUGUUCAAGCACACCAAUAACAAUUUCACAAGUAAAGAUUCUGACAAAAAACGAAUUAGUGUCAGUGGAGAUCCAAGCCUUCAUUUUGUGAAUAUCACCAUCUCUCAGCUGACGGCCAACGACACAGACCGCUACUACUGCGAGUUUGUCGUGGAAAAUAUUUCCUCUGCAGAUAGCCGCAUACGUGGAAAGACAGAAUUCUUCCUUCUUGUUGGUGCUGGAUGCUUCGACCUUGUGCCUACAGGUGCGCAGCGUGGUGGCUCCAGUAACUCCUUUCUGGUGUACGCUUUGUCAUCAGCUGUGGUUGUUCUCCUUCUGCUCUUCACUGGAUUUGUUGUGAUUUCUAAAUGCAAAGGAUCUCAGAGUAUGAAGUCACAAGUACCCGAUGUCUAUGAGGAAAUGGGUAGGGCAACAUCUCCCAGUCAAACACAAGCCCCUGCCCAUCAGAGGGAAAUAACAGAAGCUUUCCAACAAAGUAAACCUCACCUGGGGAACCCCUAUGAAUUUUAAGAGUUGCUAUCAUCAACAUCAUAAACUAGAGUGUCCAAAAACGCUGAACUCCAGCUAGUGUGCAGAAUUCUUUUCAGCACAUCUUAUGUCUUUUAAAUCUCCUGCAUAUUGCUAGACAGCUUGUAUUCUGCCAUUUUUAUUUUUUUUUUUACCUUAUUAUAAAAUAACUUUGGCUGCUUUUGCUGUGAUCAUAGUGAUUAAAUGCUCUGUACAUUACUGAAUUUUAUUCUGCACUCCGUUACAUAUCCCAAUAUACAUAUUCUUUCCAGAUCCUUAGCAGUUGUCUUGGUUUGGCGUAGAUAGUGGUAAGUUGAUGCGUUUUAGCAGACAAAGAGCCAAAUAAUCUGUCAAAGGGCUUCAUUCUGGUGAGCGUUGACUCAACUCAGAAGAAAGCCCGAGUUGACAAAGGAAGUAGAUAAUCAGUGUUGCAAUACUCGUUAUCUCUAACUGAGGUUUUUAGGUUUUGUGAAGACGGCUAACACAAAGAUAUACUUAUCUUGUAGUACAUUCACUCACUUUUUACAUGUUAAACUGAACAUGUGGGUUACGUAACAGGAAGAAGGAAUGACGAAUGCAUGGUUACACUGCAAAACUGGUUCUUUAAGUAAGUAGACUAGCCAGUGUAGGUGGAAGUAAGCUGUUACAUAUGGAAUGUGAGUGAGUCUCUUCACUCAGAGAACCAGCAUUACAUUUUAUUAUUGUAUGGUUACAUUGUAACAUUUUGAAGAAAACCAGUAAGAAAAUGUUGAUGGAAAAUAAUCAGACAUGAAUGGAAUCUGGCAAGGUGUCAUCUACACCCUGCCCUGCACCAGUCCACCACAGAGCACUUUAAACAUCACCACAACACAGAAAACUAAGCAGUUUAGCCUAAAGCAAAAUGUACCAAACUGCUAAGUACUUUGAACCUUUGAACAGCAGAAAAUUAUUAUAUUUCAGUUAGCUCAGAAACUCAAUUUCAAAAAAACUUAAAUCAGCAAACGUAAUUUUCUUAUUGGGCAAGGGAGGAGAAAAAAAGGAAGACCACAGAGAAGAUUCAUGAUAUCUGUGAGAAUUAAUUAACUACAUGAAUAAAUAAGACUAACAAUUUAGACUUACAGUAAUUAACCGAGAAGGAAUAAGUACAAAAACGUACAAGCAAUAACUGUUUAAAAAGGUAGAAAUCUGUACUUGUUGCAGGGAGAAAUGGGAGAAAUGUUUCAUCACUCAUCCAACUGAUUUCUUCAGUCUCAGUUGACCGCAAGUUUCCCAGCUUUAUAAACCGAGCAGUUGCAUAACAUUCGAAACUAGCAUCGUUGCCUAACAAUAAGCCAUAAGAUCGGUUUUGCUUUUAUUAAUUUGUAACUGUCAUGACCGUUAGUGUUGUCAUCAAUGGUAAAUACAGUUAAUGCAAACAGUCAUGGCAAAUUACAUGUUAACAAUAAGAAACUGAUGCAGCUCAUUAUUUGGCAGUUGUGCUGGUUUUGCAACUUCAUCUAUACUACUGUAUUGUUUAUAGGGUUGAGGAAACUUGCGAUGAAAGGAAAUGCUAACAACGAAUCAGAAAUUUUAUCGCCGUUGGGACAAAGUUCACCAACUGUGUCAUAUGUUAAUAUGUCAUAUGUUUUUACGUGCUGCAUCAUGCUGUUUUCUAAAUGUUUAUUUGCUGUGAUUCACUGUAGCUACCACUGUUUCACUUACUAUCGCAGAUUUGUUUGUGUGAGCAUUGUGCUGCAGUUUGCAUUAAAGUCAUUUUAAAGAAAAUGCAGUCUCAGUUUCUUUUACUAUGUUGCGGGUUUAAAUAUCGUUUAUUCCUUUGAUCAUAGAUUUGUUCUGAGACUUCACGCAGCCCCUCCGAAGCCUGAUUUCUUUUUUAAUAGCAGUUGUGAUGUCAUUUCUGACAUCACUGGGCUAAAUCAAGUGGAGGUGGGGUUUUUUCUUUAGAAAUUUUUUCUUUUGUUUUAUCACUUAAAAAAAUACUUUGCUAUGAAUAUUUGUCUCUGUAUGGCGCUAUUAAGUUAUGUAGCAGUCAUGAGUUAGUGAGUGUUAUUUAAUUGUAGGUUUACUGGCUUUAGCUACUGGCACCAGCUAAACUAACUGUGUGUGCGCAGACGGCAAUAUAUACACACAGUCAGUGGUUUCCUCAGAUCAGGAGAAGUGAAGUGAGGCUGUAGUGCCCAGAAUGUGUUUGUUUCCAGUUACAAUGAGCUAUUUUGGUCCAAGUUUCACUUCAUGGACAACGCUCACCUCUGGGAACUCAAAAUGUUUGGUGAGCCUGGCUAACCUAUCACACUCCGUGAAGUCGUACAUUACAUCACUUUGACAACCUUGACUUUCAGUCAAGAACUGAACCAAAUUAACUAAGAAAAGAAUAUUCAA
Molecule: messenger RNA, 3195 nt
Organism: Oreochromis niloticus (Nile tilapia)
Lineage: Eukaryota; Metazoa; Chordata; Actinopteri; Cichliformes; Cichlidae
Exons: 4
Coding region: 139-840 (233 amino acids)
Biological process (GO): adaptive immune response
Cellular component (GO): membrane
Molecular function (GO): signaling receptor activity
Source: RefSeq, a predicted model, not a curated record